Molecule: messenger RNA, 837 nt
Organism: Haliotis rufescens (red abalone)
Lineage: Eukaryota; Metazoa; Mollusca; Gastropoda; Lepetellida; Haliotidae
Exons: 6
Coding region: 50-724 (224 amino acids)
Biological process (GO): cell-matrix adhesion
Cellular component (GO): extracellular region; lysosome
Molecular function (GO): calcium ion binding
Source: RefSeq, a predicted model, not a curated record
UUGAUAAGAUAAGUGUGCCAUACUUUGUUCCAGACAGCUAACAGUAGAAAUGUUUAAGGCAGCUGUUAUUUUGGUGUUGCUGCCGUCAGUCAGUGCUAAUGGUGACAUCUACGACGUAUGCACACCCUUGCAGUGGGAGGGGCUUCAGUUUGUUGUCACGGGGACAGAGGAGGCAGGGAGACCUACCAUGAUCCAGAGUACGACCCAGUUCUCGUUUGACGCCAACAACAGUAGGAUAGCUGCCUCUACAUCCGGGUUCCAGGACGGUCAUCAGUUCCAGAAGGACUUCCUGUUCCUGUAUCAGCAGAAAACCGUUUUUGUGAUAGAAGAAGGAAAAUGCCAUGCAGAAAAUCUGGUCAAUGAUUUUCCACCUCACUGCCUUCCAAGAAACUUCACGUGGGUUAUGUGGAGGACGUGGUACGGCUUCGAAAAGUUGGACGACGAGUUGAUUAUCUUCGGCUACAGCGGCUACGUCAACGGCCUGAACUACAGCGUCCAGAUGUCUGGUGAAAUAAGGGCGCCCGCUUUGCAGCAGAUCCUUGGCAACUACAACGACGACCCUUUUUUCCAAACCUCUGAAAUCGUGAACACGACCCGUGGUAUCCAGAACCCGGAUGUCUUCACGCUGCCACCGUCCUGCAAGACAGCUAAGCCAGAGGGAAACUACAAAACUCCCGUGUACCUCCUGGGUGCCACAUUCCCCCGGGAGUCCGCCGUGCCCUAGGGGGUCCUUCCUCUGCAAGCGGGUGGAGGUCAUUAACGCGCUUUGUCUGACGGCGUCAGAGCUACUAUGUCCCAUGCUUGUAGAAGUGAAAAUAAAAGAUUUCUCUAAAAUAA